UAACCCAUUGCAACCAGCCUGUGAUCAGCUCACAAAGAGGCUGUUUUAUUUUUUUCAAUCCGUUAAUACAGCUGUAUUGAAUAUUGCAGCUUCGGUUGAACUCUUCACCUUUGCUUUCCUUUGCAAUAUGCUAAUUCUGCUUCCUGUACGCAGUAAGUUUAAACCUCGGUGCAUUGAUCACUCAUCUGUCACUUUUUGCAUCAGCUUAGGCUCCCUGCCCAACAUUGCUAGAGCCCUGCAUGCAGCGUUGCCCCUACCUUAGCACCUAGUUGCUGGUCUGCUGCACUUUUGAUUUAACCUUGAAGCUAUGCUCCUCCAUGCGCUGCUGAAUGCUCUACAGUACACGGAGGCUUUGUGUCAUGCCUGCCCUUCCUUUGUCCCUGUCCCCAACCCUUUAAAAGUCAAUAUUGCUUCCCCAAGAAGGCCCUUCUACAACCUCAUACUCUGUCUCAGUCCAUUUUGAUCAGACGGUACUAGGGCUGAACGAUCUAUCGUUUUGGACCGAAAAUCGCGAUCUCAGACAACACGAUUUUGGGAUCGUCAAAGCUGCGGUUUUUGCUUGGUGCAUAUUAAUAAUUAUGCAGUCCUCGUGCUGCGUUCUCUAGCUUGCAGAACUAGAUAGCUAGCUUACAAUUUGUCGUCUAAUAAAUAAAGUUGAUGAACUCAAGCGAGGCAAGAAGUGUUGGUUUUUCUUCCGUUUACUUUGUUCACCAAGCAAGUAUUUAUACAGGACAUUCGUUUUUGUAAAACUGAAAACAAACAGAAACAAAGGAUACAUAAAUUUCACGAAGAUAAUAGCAUGAUACCACGAGAGCUAGCAUAGCUAAGUGACAUUAUCAUAGAGCAUGUAGAAACUAAUAUUCAUCGUAUAUUCCUAAUUAUUUACAUGGCAUUGAAUGUACUAACAAAUGAUAGACACUUACAGACUAAUAAUGUCCAAAGCUCACGCGUGAAAAGGUAGCUCUUCGAGGAGGAAUUUCGGCAGUGGCUGAAUCCGUGUGCUCUUCUAACUGAGGUCAACUCGUCAAUGAAAAAGAAACUAAACCUGCGUGACUUUGUAAAUAAUACUGUCCACUAGGUGGCAGUAUUUCCCCACAUAUAAAACCCAAAGCUACCAAAAGCUUAUGGAGGGCAGAACAAUAAUAAUAAUUUCGUCAAUAAUUUCACAUGAAUGCCCAAGGCUCUGUGUCAGCUACUGAUCAGAAAGCUGCAGGCUGCGCGUGACCAGAUCACGUGUUCGCCACCCAAGUCAGUGUGUAGCUCGUCAUUCAAUUUCAAGCAUGGCUGAAGCAGGAGCAGAAGCGGAGCCGACGAAAUUAAUAGCAAAGAAAAACAGCACGUCGGUCAUUUGGCAGUAUUUUGGAUUUGAGGCCAGUGAUGAACACCAGAAACAGGUGUUGUGCCAAACAUGUCGUGUAAAAGUGGCUACAUCGGGUGGCAAUACCACCAAUUUACAUCGCCACUUGAGAAUUCACCACCUGAACUUGUAUGAUGAGUGCAUGGCGAAAAAGAACUGUGAAACAUCAAGCAGCAGCGAUACUUCGGCAAAACAGCCAACAAUAACAUCAUUGUUCGCCAGUGUGACGCCUUAUGAAAGAACUAGCCGAAGACACAAGGAGAUUACCACUGCCCGACUUACAUAUCGAAGGACAUGGUGUCUGUAAACACCGUGACCAAAGACGCAUUUAAACGUUUGCUACGCACAAUGGAUAAGAGGUAUGUUCUGCCCUCCCGCACAUACUUCAAUCAAGUUGCCAUCCCACAGCUCUACGCAGAAUGUAAUGCCAAAGUUGUAAAUGAGCUGGAAAACACGGAGUUUUAUGCGUCAACUACUGAUCUGUGGUCAAGCAGAACGACCGAGCCCUACAUGAGUUUGACCGUGCAUUUCGUCAACGCCAACUUCGAGUUGUGUAGCCGCUGCCUGCAGACAGCAUACUUCCCCACUGACCAUACCGGGGAGAAUAUUGCCAUGGGGCUGAAGGAGUGCUUGGCCAACUGGGGUCUAAAAGAAGAGGCCCAGACGUGCAUAACAACAGACAACGCUUCAAAUAUGGUCAAAGCAAUGGGACUUAACCAAUGGACCAGACUGCAGUGCUUUGGACACAGGCUGCAUCUUGCAAUUGAAAAUGCUGUCAAAGAUGAGCAAAGAAUCAAACGGGCCACAGGACUUUGCAAGCAGCUGGUUGCGGUCUUCACUCACAGCUGGAAGAAGAAGGCGGCACUAAAACAGGCACAGCAAGACUUGAACCUACCUCAACAGUCACUGGUCACUGAAUGUCCGACACGAUGGGGCUCCGGGCAGAAAAUGAUUGGGAGGGUGUUGGAGCAGAGCAAGGCACUGUGCCAGGUUCUGUCUGAAGACAGGAAGACGCGGCACCUGGUCCCCACUUGGCAAGACACAGAUGUCCUUGAAUCUGUAAACAAUGCCCUCGGUCCUCCUCAGGAGUUCAAAGACGCCCUCUCAGGUGAGGACUACGUAAGCGUGUCAUACCUGAAGCCAGUGCUCCAUCUCCUCAGAACAGCAACGCUUGCUGAAACUGACCAGGACACGAAUCUCACCAAGGAGAUCAAAUCAAGAGCUCUCCACUACAUUGAAGAGAAAUACAGCGACCCAGUGACACAGGAGCUCUUGGACAUCACAUCCUUCCUUGAUCCAAGAUUCAAGAAGAGCUACAUAAGUGAAGAGAAUGUCCCAUACAUCAAAGACAGAGUGAAGAUGGAAAUGGAACAGGUGGCACAAAAGUUGUGUGUCACAACCCAUCCCAUGCCCCUGAGUGCAGAAGAAGAACCACCAUCCACCUCUACAAAGCGAAAGCGGUCACUGGGCAGCUUUUUCAAGACCAAGGCGGUCCCUGCUUCCUCUACUGUGCAGUUGGAGGAUACCAUUAAAGCAGAACUGGACAACUACCUCAUAACUCCUACCAUUGAUGGAGAGCAAGAUCCACUGGCCUGGUGGAGAGUGCACAAUGUCAACUUCCCAUGGCUUAGCAAGUUGGCUCGUAAGUACCUUUGCAUACCAGCAACGAGUGCACCAUCAGAGAGACUGUUCAGUGCCAGUGGCAAUAUUGUCACAUGUCAGCGUGCAAGUCUGAAGCCAGCAAAGGUUGACAUGUUGGUUUUCUUGGCCAAAAAUCUGGGGAAGGGGAAGAUUUAUUGAUUUUUGUUGUUGUUCUUCUGCACCUUACCCUGACAUGUCUUUGUUCCAUUAAAAAAGGUGUUCACUCUUUUUUACUUAUCUUUUGUUUACCGACUAGAUGUUAAAUAAUUUAACCAGUUGGACAUCUUUUGUUGAUGAGGAAACUGUAGGGUCAUUUAAACUUUUUUAAUUAUUAUUAUUUAUUUUUACUACCUUUACAUUUCACUUCCUCUUGCCACUUUAUUUGAAGAAGAAGCACAGGUUUCUGAAUACACGGGUUGAAUAUCUGUAACUGCUGCUGAUGUUGAGGUUCAUAAGCUAGCUCCUUUGAGCCAUUUUGCACUACUUUUAAGGUAAGACUUCUUUUUUUUGCUCCACUUUGUUGUUACACUGAAACUUGUUUCAAUAAAAAAAAUCGUGGUUGAAAUCGAAAUCGCAAUCUCUGCCAGAAAAAUCGCAAUUUCAAUUUUUUCUUAAAAUCGUUCAG
Eleginops maclovinus (Patagonian blennie) is the source of this 3623-nucleotide messenger RNA. RefSeq names its product E3 SUMO-protein ligase ZBED1-like. Bases 1652 to 3157 code for a protein of 501 amino acids. The record is from RefSeq and is a predicted model, not a curated record. The transcript is spliced from 3 exons. Gene Ontology annotation, molecular function: protein dimerization activity. NCBI's taxonomy places the organism in Eukaryota, Metazoa, Chordata, Actinopteri, Perciformes, Eleginopidae.